This is a messenger RNA of Oxyura jamaicensis (ruddy duck), 1654 nucleotides long. It is a transcript of the gene WNT1, whose product is annotated as Wnt family member 1. The record is from RefSeq and is a predicted model, not a curated record. Gene Ontology annotation, biological process: canonical Wnt signaling pathway; neuron differentiation; cell fate commitment. NCBI's taxonomy places the organism in Eukaryota, Metazoa, Chordata, Aves, Anseriformes, Anatidae. Gene Ontology annotation, cellular component: extracellular region. The transcript is spliced from 4 exons. Bases 176 to 1285 code for a protein of 369 amino acids. Gene Ontology annotation, molecular function: cytokine activity; frizzled binding.
CUGCCCGCGGCCCCCCGCGGCCGCCCUCGGCGGAGCCGCCCGCCCUGCCCGCGCCCCGCGCGUCCGGAAACACGCGUGGAUGUAGCGGCCGGGCCGGGGGCUCCGCGGCACCAUAAAUACCCCGGCGGCCGCUCGCCCGCGCACUCUGCCGGGGCCUCCCGCGGCCGCCGGAGCCAUGCGAGCCGCCGCGCUGCUGCUGGCCCUCCGCACGCUCUGGGCGCUGGCGUUUUCCUCCCUCUCCAACACGCUGGCGGUGAACAACAGCGGGCGAUGGUGGGGCAUCAUCAACGUGGCCUCCUCCACCAACCUGCUGACGGACUCCAAGAACGUGCAGCUGGUGCUGGACCCCAGCCUGCAGCUGCUGAGCCGCAAGCAGCGCAAACUGAUCCGCCAGAACCCCGGCAUCCUGCACAGCGUCAGCUCCGGCCUCCAGACCGCCAUCAAGGAGUGCAAGUGGCAAUUCCGCAACCGCCGCUGGAACUGCCCCACCUCGCAGGGCCCCAACAUCUUCGGCAAAAUCGUCAACCGGGGCUGCCGGGAGACGGCGUUCAUCUUCGCCAUCACCAGCGCCGGUGUGACGCACUCGGUGGCCCGCUCCUGCUCGGAGGGCUCCAUCGAGUCGUGCACCUGCGAUUACCGACGUCGUGGCCCCGGGGGGCCCGACUGGCACUGGGGUGGCUGCAGUGACAACAUUGACUUCGGGCGGCUCUUUGGGAGGGAGUUUGUGGACUCCAGCGAGAAGGGCCGCGACCUGCGCUUCCUCAUGAACCUGCACAACAACGAGGCCGGGCGCAUGACGGUCUUCUCCGAGAUGCGCCAGGAGUGCAAGUGCCACGGCAUGUCGGGCUCGUGCACCGUGCGCACGUGCUGGAUGCGGCUGCCCACCUUCCGCGCCGUGGGCGACGUCCUCAAGGACCGCUUCGAUGGCGCCUCGCGGGUCAUCUACGGCAACAAGGGCAGCAACCGGGCCUCGCGGGUGGAGCUGCACCACCUGGAGCCCGAGAACCCGGCACACAAGCCGCCCUCGCCCCACGACCUCGUCUACUUCGAGAAGUCGCCCAACUUCUGCACCUACAGCGGGAAGAUGGGGACGGCGGGCACGGCCGGGCGCUUCUGCAACAGCUCCUCGCCGGGGCUGGACGGGUGCGAGCUGCUGUGCUGCGGGCGCGGGUACCGCACGCGGACCCAGCGCGUCACCGAGCGCUGCAACUGCACCUUCCACUGGUGCUGCCACGUCAGCUGCCUGAACUGCACCAACACCCAGGUGCUGCACGAGUGCCUGUGAGCCCCCCCGCGCUGCCCCGGAGGGGGUCUGCACCGCCCCCCAUGACGGGUGCCCGCUUGGAUGGAAGGCGCCCACGGGCGGGCGUGUGGCUGCACCCCCUCCCUCCCCGAGCAGAGCGGCCGCAGCCAACCUGGGUGUUCGGCGCUGCGCGUGGUCACGGCUGCCCCCCGGCCUCUGCUGGCUCUGCGGGGUUUCCUUCUCGCUGUAAAUAAAAUAUUUAUUGUGGAUGGUUUGGUGCCGGGGCUCCCCACUCGCCCCGUGCUUCACUGGCCCCAGGCCCUGUUUUUUAUAAUUACAGAUAAUAAUAAUUAAUAAUAAUAAUAAUAAUGCUUUGUUACAGGUGUCACUGAUAGCCUCUAGAGAAGAAUA